Molecule: messenger RNA, 2485 nt
Organism: Brassica oleracea var. oleracea
Lineage: Eukaryota; Viridiplantae; Streptophyta; Magnoliopsida; Brassicales; Brassicaceae
Product: subtilisin-like protease SBT5.4
Exons: 8
Coding region: 51-2342 (763 amino acids)
Biological process (GO): proteolysis
Molecular function (GO): serine-type endopeptidase activity
Source: RefSeq, a predicted model, not a curated record
GAGAGUGUGUAAUGAGAAGAUAAUUGAGUAACCUUUAGCCACAAUACAAAAUGUGCCUCCAAAGUUUAACUCUUCUCAUCAUGUUCACUCUCUUUUACUCACAUGCGUUUGCUCUUAAGAAGUCCUAUAUAGUGUAUUUGGGAUCUCACGGCCAUCCUUCUACUCUCCUCUCUCAAGCUCAUCUAGAUCGUGUUGCUCAUUCACAUCGCACUUUUCUCGCCUCUUUCUCGGGAAGCCAUCAAAGUGCAGAAGAGGCCAUCUUUUACUCAUACAAAAGACAUAUCAAUGGCUUCGCCGCUGUUCUUGACGACAAAGAAGCUUCAGAAAUCGCCAAGCAUCCAAAUGUAGUAUCUAUAUUCUUAAACAAAGGAAGGAAACUGCACACCACUCAUUCAUGGGAUUUCAUGCUUCUUGAGAAACAUGGAGUCGUUCACAAGUCUUCUCUGUGGAAGAAAGCAAGGUUUGGAGAAGACACAAUCAUCGCUAAUCUUGACACAGGUGUGUGGCCUGAGUCAAAAAGCUUCAGCGAUGAAGGGUAUGGAGAUGUUCCAGCUAGGUGGAAAGGCAGUUGCCACGGUGAUGUUCCUUGCAACAGGAAGCUCAUUGGAGCAAAAUACUUCAACAAAGGCUACUUAGCGUACGCAAAAUUCCCCUCCAACUCUACCUUUGAAACUCCUCGUGACCUCGACGGUCACGGCACCCAUACUCUCUCCACAGCGGGAGGAAACUUUGUCCCCGGAGCCAAUGUCUUUGGACUUGGCAACGGUACAGCUAGUGGCGGUUCUCCUAAGGCGAGAGUCGCCUCUUACAAAGUGUGUUGGCCGCCUUUUAAAGGUGCCGAGUGCUUUGACGCCGAUAUCUUGGCAGCGAUUGAUGCAGCUAUCGGUGACGGUGUGGAUGUUAUAUCGGCUUCAGUGGGCGGGGAUGCAGGAGAUUAUAUGAAUGAUGGCAUGUCCAUUGGUUCCUUCAUAGCAGUCAAGAACGGUGUGACGGUUGUGUGUUCUGCUGGUAACUCGGGGCCUAAACCUGGAACGGUCUCUAACGUUGCACCGUGGAUUAUUACCGUCGGAGCUAGCUCCAUGGAUCGGGAGUUUCAAGCAUUUGUAGAGCUCAGCAACGGCUCACGCUUCGAGGGAACAAGCCUCUCUACGCCUUUGCCUGAAAACAAGAUGUACGAUCUGAUCAGUGCCGCUGACGGUAAAGCAGCCAAUGCAUCAGCGUUACAAGCAUUGUUAUGCAAGAAAGAUAGCCUCGACCCGGAGAAAGUAAAAGGCAAGAUCGUCGUGUGUCUAAGAGGAGACAACGCACGUGUGGACAAGGGACACCAAGCAGCCAUUGCCGGUGCUGUAGGAAUGAUACUAUGCAACGACAAGGCGAGCGGAAACGAGAUCAUCUCCGACGCUCAUGUCCUUCCCGCUUCUCAGAUUGAUUACAAAGAUGGUGAAGCUGUGUUUUCAUACCUAAACUCCACAAAAGACCCCAAAGGCUACAUAACUGCACCCAACACUAAACUCAAUACAAAGCCAGCUCCUUUCAUGGCUUCAUUCUCUUCCAGAGGUCCCAACACAAUCACACCAGGAAUCCUCAAGCCUGACAUCACUGCACCCGGUGUCAACGUUGUAGCCGCUUACACGGAAGCCACAGGCCCUACAGACAUAGAAUCCGACAACCGUAGAACUCCUUUCAACGUCGAAUCGGGAACGUCCAUGUCUUGUCCUCACAUCUCCGGCAUCGUCGGUCUCUUGAAGACUCUCCGCCCUCAAUGGAGCCCCGCCGCGAUCCGUUCCGCCAUCAUGACUACUUCAAGAACUAGAGAUAACACUCGAAAGCCGAUGGUUGAUGCAACGUUCCACAAAGCAACUCCUUUUGGGUAUGGCGCAGGCCAUGUUCAGCCCAAUAAAGCUUCCCACCCAGGCCUUGUCUACGAUCUCAACACUGGAGACUACUUAGACUUCCUCUGCGCCAUUGGUUACGAGAACAAGUUAGUUCAACUCUUUGCCGAUGAUCCGCUAUACACGUGUCGCCAAGGAGCUAAUCUUUUGGACUUCAACUACCCUUCCAUCACUGUCCCUAAACUCACGGACUCUGUCACAAUCACUCGUAAGCUCACGAACGUUGGACCUCCUUCCACGUACAGAUCCUAUUUCCGAGCGCCUCUGGGAGUUGAAGUCUCCGUAGAGCCGAAGCUGCUCACGUUCAGCAAUGUUGGUGAGGAGAAGAUGUUUCAGAUGACUCUCGGGGCCACGUCAGAGAAGGCUUUAGGGUACGUCUUUGGAGAGCUGACGUGGACUGAUUCAAGACACUACGUCAGGACUUCCAUUGUCGUCCAGCUUUCAAGCUAGUUUCUAGCUACUUUAUUCAUCACUCUACUUUUUAUCUUUUGGCGUUUAUUUUUAUAUCGAACAUUCUAUUAGUUUUGGAUAAUAUUUAAAUUUUGAGCUAAGUUUGGCAGCUUAAUGUUUAAAAAGCCAAUUCGACAUGCAUA